This is a messenger RNA of Microplitis demolitor, 1679 nucleotides long. RefSeq names its product kelch domain-containing protein 10 homolog. The record is from RefSeq and is a predicted model, not a curated record. Gene Ontology annotation, molecular function: protein binding. Lineage: Eukaryota; Metazoa; Arthropoda; Insecta; Hymenoptera; Braconidae. The transcript is spliced from 3 exons. Bases 201 to 1403 code for a protein of 400 amino acids. Gene Ontology annotation, biological process: positive regulation of stress-activated MAPK cascade.
UUUGUAAACACACUUACCACGUGAGACUGGAAGCUAAAUAAAAAUAAACCUAGGUUAAUUUAAUAAUUAUUUUUAUAAACAAAGAUUAAAAAGAAGUUAAAUCACUUGCUACAAUAACUUUUGUCUCCAUAGAUUUAAAAAAUGAAUUAUUUACUCAUUUAAAAAGUAACAUUAAUUUUAAAAAACUAUACACCAUCAACAUGUACGUAUUCAAACCCUUUGUUUUGACUGAAAUAAAUAACAAAGACAGAAUAAAACCAUCAGCAAGAAGAUGGCCAAAUAUUGUUAAUAAUGACAAGUAUUUAUAUUUGUACUGCGGCACGACGCGGCUUGAGAAUGAUGACAAAGAAAAGGAUCCGGGUGAUGACUUUGAUGAUUCUGAUGGUGAAGUAAGUGACGAAGAAUCUUUCAGUACCGAGUACACAGUAAAAUAUCUCCAGGACAUGUGGGAAUUUAACUUGGCCACAGAGACUUGGAGAUGUCUUCCUGACAGAAGUUAUCCCAGUGAUGACGAGAAUAUUAUUGGAGUAGGACUGAAUGAGUCGACGAUUGUCGCGACCACGCAGGGGGUCAACAAUGAGAACAAUGUCUACGUUUAUGAUUUAAUUGACAAUACCAAGGACGUUAAAAUCAAAUUGAUCCAAGAGUGGCCUAGUAGAUUGUUCUGUUUCAAUCUUAUCAGUCAUGAGAACUAUUUUUAUACUGUCGCGUACGGGGAGUAUGGAAUAAACGUCUUCAAAUUAGACUAUGGAACCGGAAGCUGGACGAGAAUCGACCGUCAAUGUCUGAAUAGUUUUACUGAAGUUCUGCCAUUCGGCGAAUUCAAUACUGCGUUUGAUGGAAAAAUUUUUGUUUUUAUAGUCGACGACUGGCGGCAAGAUCACAGGAAACCUAUCAAGAAAACGGUGGCUUUUGAUUUAGAGAAGAGACAGUGGGAAGAUAUUGAGACCAUUGGAGAUGAUGGGAAAAAUUACCCGGAAUUCAGGACUGGAUUUAAUUUGUGCCAGUAUACGGACCCGGAUACUGGAGAAGUAAAUGUUAUUCUCACUGGAGGUGUAGCAGAUACUAAAUACUAUGAUGAUGUUUGGCGGCUUAAUUUGCAUACACUCCAGUGGACAUGUUUGAAUAAAUUUGGGUCUGUUCUUCCAAUACCGAUUACUGAUCACGCGGCAACUAUUACUGAUAAUGGUAAAUUGUAUGUCUUUGGUGGGAUAACGGGAACUCAAGAUGAUAAGUUCAUUAGAGUUGAUGCUCUCUAUUCAACCUGGCUGAGGAUCCCAAGACUGACAGACAUUUGCUGGGAAGCUGUAAUUUAUUACUACGGCGACCUGAGCACUAAAUCAGACGAGGAAUUUAAAAAAAUGGGUUUGCCUCCGAAAUUUGUAAAAUCCAUAAUAGAAUAAAUAGUAAUAGAUCUAUAAGUGCAAGAAUACAUAUUUUUACAAGUACUAUUAGAAAGUUUUUUCAUAACGAUGUAAAUAUUUUGUUGAUAAAUCAAGCUAUAUUUAUUACGACUCUAAGUUACGGCUUUUUUGUUUAUGAUAUAUCAGUAUGAUAUAUUUAAGUAUAAUUACAAUGUGGCGUAUAUAGAACAUCACCUUAGAGACUUAGUUACAAUUAAUAUUGAAUUCAAAUAUGUAUCAAAAGAAUUAUUUGCUUGACAAAUAAAUUUAAUUUGA